This is a messenger RNA of Dermacentor andersoni, 810 nucleotides long. Lineage: Eukaryota; Metazoa; Arthropoda; Arachnida; Ixodida; Ixodidae. The record is from RefSeq and is a predicted model, not a curated record.
GUGGAUCGCUAUGGCAGUUCACUCUGGCGCAGGUGAGCAAUGGGUGUACCUGAAGGAGGAGGUCGAAGCCUACGUAAAGAAAAUGAAUGAAACGUACGGAGGUCGGGUCUUGACUUGGGGUAUGACUGGCGAUUACGCAUAUUGGAGAGAUCAUCCUCAUCAUACCGAAAGACCUCCCGUGAAUGGCGAAAUAGACUGGUCUGAGUACGCCAACUGCAACGGAAUCAAUACGUUGAGAGAACGAGAAACCGAUUGCACUGGGUUAUUCACUUGGAAUAUUCAAAAAGGCAUAAACACACCAUUCUAUCUCAGUGAAGUAUCUCUGGUUCCAAAAUUGUGCAAAGGACUAAGUCUCAUGCCAGUUAACUUCAAUGUCAGUGGUCUUAGGAAACAUUCAGAGGAGAAGAGGUGGGGUCACUCAAUCUCUGAAGUCAAGCGAAGGCUCGUUGAGCAUUGCGCAUUGAGCGUGAAGAUCGACUUCGACGGCUAUUUUGUGUACGACCUGUCAAACACACUUGAUGGCAAUUUCCAGUGGAUUGUUGUGAGCAUCACUAAACUGGAAGAUGAGUCCAAAGGUCUCGUGACAAAAGGCGGGAAGCUGACGUACUUCGCGCAAGGCUCUUAUACGGAGCAAAUAAGUUGUGAUGAUGGCGUGAAAAGCGGAAAAGUAGGCUGAGCAUGUAUUCUUAAAUAACGUACUCUAACGCCAAAACUAUGUUACUACAACUGCUGGUGAAAAAUAUCUUUAUAAUUAUGUAACAGUGAUCUGUUACUUAUUAUUGUGCGCAGCGUAACAACGAAAUAAAAGGC